AAAUACUCGAUUAGUGUUCGAUUGGGGAUCGACGGGACAAUUCCUAGCAAGUGUGCGCCUCGCUCGUGGCCAGAUGGCGCUGAAGACGAUAUUAGUUGCGGUGAUAGUAGGUGUUGUCCGCUGUCCGGAUGUGGUUUUCGGUCUUCACCGGGAGGAUGUGAAAAGUGCUCUACUUCAAGUGGUCGGUCACAGCCGCAUUCCGGAGUUGCUGGAAGGCGCGCUCGGUGAACGGCAGCAGCAGCAGCAGCAGAGGAAUUCGACGAAAUGUGAUUUACAACUGCAAGCCGCUGUUGACAGUAUGAUGAAUUACAGCACUGGUUUAUGGGCUCUGCCAAUGUUUGACGCCUGGGGAAAGAUUCCUUCCGGCAUACUGCAGGGGAAUUUCUACGAGCUUGGCAGUUAUGAGGAGUGUCAAAAGUUCACCCACUACGAUAGGAAACUGGAAGCCGAAGGUCAAAUGCAAGGCCGCUAUUGUCAGCUCUCUGUCCCAUUACAAAUGAAACCAUUAGGCCGCCAAGAGACUGAGGAGGGAAUAGAUUUUAAUGUUCGCGGGCUCCCUACUGGAUCACGACAGCUGGGGCUAACGAUUGGCACUUGCUUCCCCGACAGCUGUGAUGCUAAUCAAUUGAAUGCAUUAUUGAACGGUACAUUCUCAACGCUGUUUAAUUCAUCGAGUGCCCAUUUUACAUGUGAAUCGCAUUUGGCUGCAAUUGGGGCCAAGGAAAUCGUGGCCAUUAUAAUUUUCAGUCUUAUAGUGGGCCUUCUUGUGGUCAGCACCGUCUACGAAGUGUACACAAUGUUGUCCGGUCACCGGGAGCCGUGCCGAACACUGCUGAUAUUUUCGCUUUACUCCAACGGGGUCAAGCUUUUCCAGAUGGUUCCCCGCCCGAGUGCCGAUGGCAGUCAAAAAUCCAACGCCAUCGAUUGCCUCAAUGGAAUCCGUGUGAUCUCGAUGGUUUGGAUCAUCUUCAGUCACAACUACAUGAUGCUGACAAUGUCUCCACUAAACAACAUGUUAGCUAUGUAUGAUUGGGUGACUUCGUACCACAGUAUGCUUGUACUAGCAUCCACCGUUUCGGUGGAUUCAUUUUUCCUACUUAGUGGAUUACUCGUUAGCUGGAGCAUUCUACGGGAGUUGGACAAAAAUCGCAGGCUCAAUCUACCGUUAAUGUAUCUUCAUCGGUAUCUUCGUUUGACGGCGGCUUAUGCGGCACUAAUUUUAUUUUCUGUUAGUUUGAUGAAAUAUUGUGGCUCGGGACCGUUCUGGAACGGCAUUGUGACCCUGAUGAGUGGUUCGUGCGAAACUUACUGGUGGUCUGCUCUGCUGUACGUUCAAAAUUAUGUCAAUCCGAAGAAAAUCUGCCUGGGCCACACGUGGUAUCUUUCGGUGGAUAUGCAACUUUACAUCCUCUCACCGUUGAUUGUUUAUCCUCUGUGGCGGUGGGGACGAAAAUUUCUGAUCGCAAUUGGAUGUUUAAUUCUAGUGUCGAUGGGUAGUGUGAUGGCAAUAUUUUUGAUUGAAAACAUCCGAUUAGCAUUCGUAGCAGCCGGUACAGGAGGGGCUGAUCGGAUGAGUCUUACUUACUACCCCACGCACACUCGAAUGGGAGCUUGGCUGAUCGGGGUCAUUCUUGGUUAUGUGCUGCAUGCGACGAAGGAUCGGCAGGUGGAAAUGUCCCGGAGAACGGUAGCCCUCGGGUGGAUUUUAUCACUGGGUGUAAUGUUGGCAAUCAUAUUUGGAGAUUAUCCUCUGCAGCAGCCUGACACCUACAUGAACCAUUCGUUGGUUGUGGACGCUUUCUACGAGUCCACGAAUCGAGUGGUGUGGGCAAGCUGUCUUGGUUGGAUUGUGUUUGCCUGUGUUAACGGGUACGGAGGACCUGUGAACACUUUGCUUAGUCUGUCGAUUUGGCAGCCCCUCGGGAGGCUGUCGUAUAGCAUGUACUUAUUGCAUUUGCCACUACAGGCGAUGCUGACUGGGAUGGUGAAAAAUUCCGUUCACUUCGGGGAUGUAGAUGCGGUGCACAAAUUUUGGGGAGAUUUUGGCCUUACGGUUACCCUUGCCGUGGUGUGGAGUUUGCUGUUCGAAUCACCGAUUGUCGGAUUGGAGAAGAUUCUCUUCGGGUCCCUGAGAAAAUCCGGUGAAUCAAAAAAAUCAGUGGCAGAUGACAAAUCUUCGGAUGUUGCGACCGAUUCAACGGCAAGUUUACCUCAGAAGCAAACAGUAUGACACUAAUCUUAUGAAAUGUAAUAAACGUUGUAAUGUUCAUC
Molecule: messenger RNA, 2271 nt
Organism: Wyeomyia smithii (pitcher-plant mosquito)
Lineage: Eukaryota; Metazoa; Arthropoda; Insecta; Diptera; Culicidae
Product: nose resistant to fluoxetine protein 6-like
Exons: 6
Coding region: 74-2230 (718 amino acids)
Molecular function (GO): acyltransferase activity, transferring groups other than amino-acyl groups
Source: RefSeq, a predicted model, not a curated record